AGUUAUGUGUAACCGACGCAAUAAACAAAGCAGGCCAUUCAUAUGUUGCAACAGAAAUCAAAUCACUUUUAAUUUCUGAUAAUGUUUUCCAGAACAAAGUCGUGUAUUUUAAGAAGUUUGUUCAAGGAGUUUUCCAGAAACAAUUUAAACCACAAACAAAACUAUUGCACCCUUCCAUGUUCUCCAGAUCCAGUGAGUUACACACAGCGCACCACAACCUGUGGAUCUCUGAGACGGGCAGAUAUCGGCAAGAUCGUCCGCCUGUGUGGCUGGCUGCAGUACCAGCGACAGGAAAAGUUUCUAGUGCUGAGAGACUGGCAUGGCCUCACUCAGAUGAUAGUCCCCACAGACAAAAUUGACAUAAUCCAACUGUUGAAGACCCUCAGCUACGAGUCUGUUUUGCAAGUUGAAGGACGAGUCAUACCUAGACCAGAGGGACAGUCUAACCCUAACAUGCCUACUGGGGAGAUAGAGAUUGAGGUGAAAGACUUACGAGUCCUCAACAUGGCUGCAGACAACCUGCCUAUGAUCAUUAGAGACUCUGUGACAGUAACAGAACAAGUGAGGCUGGAAAAUCGCUAUCUGGACUUACGUAGACAUCAAAUGCAGCAGAUUUUCAGACUUCGCUCAAAAAUGAUCAUGAAGAUGCGGGAGUUUCUUGCAAACAAACAUGAAUUUGUAGACAUAGAAACACCAACACUCUUCAGACGAACCCCGGGGGGUGCUAAGGAGUUUGUGGUGCCCAGUCAGUACAAGGGUCGCUUUUACAGCUUGCCCCAGAGUCCACAACAGUUUAAACAGUUGCUGAUGGUGGGAGGGUUUGACCGAUACUUCCAAGUGGCCCGUUGCUAUAGAGAUGAAGGAACCAAGCCUGAUAGGCAACCAGAGUUUACACAGCUGGAUAUAGAGAUGUCGUUCGUGGAUGAGGCCGGAAUACAGAGACUGAUAGAGGACCUGUUGGUACACAGCUGGCCCCAGGGGCUCGUCCCUCCCCGACCCCCUUUCCCCCGCCUCACUUAUGACCAGGCCAUGAGGCUGUAUGGCUCUGAUAAGCCAGACACACGCUUUGACAUGAAGAUAUCUGACGUGACAAAUAUGUUUCGCCAUAGUUCCACAGAGAUUAUCUCAGAGAGACUAAAAACCACUGAUUCUCAUGCGGCCUUUAUUAGGUUUCCAUACAAGGAUAUUUCCAAGUCAGCAUUUUCCAAGAUGAAAAAACAGGCAGCUGAAAUUCUUUCUGACACCAGUACACUAGUUUUAUAUGUCAAGGGAGACAACCAAAGUGACUCCUCCCUCUCAACUGACCUUUACCUUUCACCUGACGAGGUUGGCGUCCUGGCUGUAGGUCACAAUCUUGCCCCAUUUACAGUUUUAGGGAAGUUAAGAUUAUUGAUAGCUGACCAUCUUGCAAGUCUAGGUAUAGAGGUUCGGAAGAAAGAUGCCUUUAACUUCCUUUGGGUUGUGGACUUUCCAUUGUUCCUGCCCAAAGACGAUGGAAGUGCUGGCCUGGAGUCCGCCCAUCACCCGUUCACAGAUGCCAAGCCUGAACACAGGCACCUGCUGUACACGAACCCUGAACAGGUGUACGGCCAACACUAUGACCUGGUAUUGAAUGGCAGUGAGGUGGGUGGGGGUUCCAUACGGAUACACAAUGCAGAAGUGCAGAGAUAUGUGCUGGAAAAUAUACUCAAGGAGGAUUGUAAUGAGCUGGAACACCUGUUGACUGCCCUGGGGACCGGAUGUCCCCCACAUGGAGGUAUAGCACUUGGUCUAGAUCGCUUGUUCUCCAUCAUCUGUGGUACGCCCAGUAUUCGUGACGUGAUUGCGUUCCCGAAGUCCAGUGACGGCAAGGACCUGAUGUGCCAUGCCCCCACUCCAGUUUCCAAGGACCAAUUACACCAGUAUCAUAUACAGGUCACACCUGACCACAGUUGACAUUGAGAUACGUUGUGCACUUGAACUGUUUUUUACUGUUAAAGAUUGUCUGUUUUGAAAUAGAUAUAAUGAACCCCUGAUAAAUAAAUGAUACAAAAUA
Molecule: messenger RNA, 2035 nt
Organism: Dreissena polymorpha
Lineage: Eukaryota; Metazoa; Mollusca; Bivalvia; Myida; Dreissenidae
Product: aspartate--tRNA ligase, mitochondrial-like
Exons: 18
Coding region: 82-1935 (617 amino acids)
Biological process (GO): aspartyl-tRNA aminoacylation
Cellular component (GO): cytoplasm; mitochondrion
Molecular function (GO): aspartate-tRNA ligase activity; nucleic acid binding; ATP binding
Source: RefSeq, a predicted model, not a curated record